AUGACCUUCAUCAACAAACGGAUCCUCACGCUGAACGCAGCGAAUCCAAAGACCACUAAACCCGCGAGUGAACAAUCACGGUCCGCGAAAACUCACGUCGCGAAGCGGUCCGAGCCUUCUCAGUGUCCGCUCUGCAAGGGGAAGCACUCGCUCAUGGGGUGCCCCGACUUCAAGGUGGCCAGUGAAAGAAAGACAGUGGUCGAGACUAAUAAGCUCUGCUUCAACUGUCUCGGCAAUCAUCAGGUGGCGAAGUGCAAGUCAACCCGGAACUGCUUCACAUGCAACGCGCGGCACCACUCGAUGUUGCACGACGCGUACGUUUCCGCGACGGCACCCCCCGCGGAAGUCAGCACGCUUUCCGCCGUCGGAAAGGCCGACGACAGUAAGGCGAUUCUUCUCGCGACCGCGCGCGUGACUAUCGCCGAUCGGCACGGAGAUCCUCAUGAGGUUCGGGUGCUCAUCGACCUAGGCUCCGAAGUGUCGAUUGUGUCGGAGUCCCUGGUGCAGCGACUACGCCUGCCGCGAUCGCGCACGCGAGUGUCUAUCUUCAGCAUCGGCGGCUCCCAGUCGGGAUCCACACGAGGCAAGGUGUCCCUGACCAUCAAGUCGAAGACCACCGGAGCCACUCUCACCGCCGUCGCGUUCGUGCUUCCGCGUCUCUCGCUCUACCAGGGCGCCGCGAAUAAGUGCCGCAUCUCGUGGCCUCACCUCCGAGGGCUUUCUCUGGCCGACCCUCGCUUCGCCGCCAACGACCCAGUCGAGCUGCUGCUGGGCGCCGAGGUGUGCUCGACCAUCCUGGAGGAUGGUCUCCGCCAAAGCGAACCGCAAACGCCGAUCGCUCAGAAAACCAUCCUGGGAUGGAUUCUUUCAGGGGGCUGUGGUGCGACCCUCCACUGUCACCACAGCUCACUCCAGUGUACCGCCGACCAUGACUUGGCCGAGCUGGUCCGCCGUUUCUGGGAACAAGAGAGCGAGCCUCCCGCCUCCGUCACGCUCACUCCCGAGGAAGAGGAGUGCGAGCAACACUUUGUACGCACCCACGAGCGCACACCCGCUGGCCGGUACGUCGUCCGACUGCCGUUCGCCUCGACGCCGAAGCACCUCGCCGAGACCCGCAAGCCCGCUGAGCGACUACUCACGGCCAUGGAACGCAAGUGCGCCCGGGAUUUCCGGUUCGGAGAGCUUUACCGCUCGUUUAUGCGGGAGUACGAGGACCUCGGGCACUUGGAAGCCGUAGCACCGUCGGACGAGAACACAACUCGCGGCGUGUGCUACCUCCCACACCACGGCGUGUUGAAAGAAGCCAGCACUACCACCAAACUUCGCGUAGUGUUUAAUGGCUCGCAACGCACCAGCUCCGGAGACUCGCUCAACGACCACCUCUUCGCAGGCGCAAAUCUCCUGCCGGCACUUGCUGACGUGCUCUUGCGUUGGCGUCGGCACCGCUACGUGAUGAUCACAGACAUCGAGAAGAUGUAUCGCCAGAUCAUCGUCCACCCGGAAGAUCGUGACCACCAGCGGAUCCUGUGGCGAAGUGCCGUCGAACUACUCGUGCGCGUUCUCCGCCUGACAACGGUCACCUAUGGCCUCACGUGCUCACCGUGGGUCGCGAUUCGCACGCUCCUGCAACUCGCCAAAGACGAGGGGGCUCGGUUUCCGCGUGGCGCGAUCGCUCUCGAGGACGACAGAUACGUGGACGAUGUCGUGACCGGUGCGGACACUAUCGACGACGCGGUUGCCGUUCAACUGCGCGAACUCUGCACGGCGGGCGGGUUUCCGUUGCGCAAGUGGGCCGCGAACUCCGAAGACGUUCUCGUCGGCAUCCCGCAGGAGCACCGCCUUAAACGCGCCCUCCACGUGUGGGAGACAGACGGACACUCCACUCUCGGCCUCCGCUGGCACCCGACGGAAGACGAAUUUUCCUUCGCGAUUCGUCCGCGCGCAAUCACCGUGUUCACAAAGAGGCGCGUCCUCUCGGAAACCGCACGCUUGUUUGAUCCAUUAGGGUGGCUCACCCCCGUCGUGAUCCGAGCGAAAAUCCUCAUCCAGUCCACCUGGCUGAAGGGGCUAGACUGGGACGCCCCUCUUCCGUCGGCCGACGCUCAACAAUGGGGGAGCUUCCUGGAGGAGCUUCCGCGGCUUGAACUCGUUCGCGUGACCCGCUGGCUCGACAGCGGAGCGGAUUCAAGAGUCGAGAUCCACGGAUUCGCCGACGCGUCCGAGCGAGGCUACGCCGCGGCCGUCUACCUCCGCGUCACGAGGAACGGUUCCGCCACACUGCACUUGCUCAUGGCAAAGAGCAAGGUAGCCCCGAUUCGACAGGUGUCCCUCGCUCGACUCGAACUGUCCGCGGCCGCACUGCUCACUAAAUUAACGCGACACGCUCGCGACACUUUACGCUUGUCCACAGCACCGAUCUACCUUUGGUCCGACGCCCGGGUGACACUUUACUGGAUCAGGGGUCACGCAUCCCGGUGGAAGACGUUUAUGGCCAACCGGGUAUCGCUGAUCCAGCGAACUCUCCCCGAAGCCCAGUGGCGACACGUUCCUGGACGAGAGAACCCGGCCGACUGCGCUUCUCGGGGGAUCGCGCCCAGCGAGCUGAUCGGCCAUCCGCUGUGGUGGACGGGUCCACCGUGGCUGCGGGAGGACCGAACCCAGUGGCCCGCCGAGAGCGACGAGAUCCCCGACGCGGAGAUGCCGGAACGGAAGGCCGUCGUGCAAGCCGCCGUCGGAAGGAUCGACACGAAGCCCGACACGCUCCUUCGAUUCUCGUCACUGCACCGACUGUUGCGAGUCACCGCGUG
This is a messenger RNA of Temnothorax curvispinosus, 2807 nucleotides long. RefSeq lists its product as uncharacterized. The record is from RefSeq and is a predicted model, not a curated record. The transcript has a single exon. The annotation marks the transcript as partial. Lineage: Eukaryota; Metazoa; Arthropoda; Insecta; Hymenoptera; Formicidae.